Exophiala bonariae is the source of this 681-nucleotide messenger RNA. RefSeq lists its product as uncharacterized. The transcript is spliced from 2 exons. Bases 1 to 681 code for a protein of 226 amino acids. NCBI's taxonomy places the organism in Eukaryota, Fungi, Ascomycota, Eurotiomycetes, Chaetothyriales, Herpotrichiellaceae. The record is from RefSeq and is a predicted model, not a curated record.
AUGCGUUUCUUCGCCACCAUCGCCACGGCACUUCUUGCCACUGUUGUCGCUGCUCAGAACAAUGCCAUCAGCAUUCCUGAAGGCUCCAGCACUCUAGAGGUGGCCGCUGGUCAACCUCUCACCAUUGACUGGACCAACCCUUCAUCCGGCACAAUCACCAUCAAGCUGGUCCAACAACCCAUCACCCCUGACAGCGGUGUUGUUUUAGCCUCCGGUAUCCCAGCUUCCAUUGGAAGUGCCACCCUCCAGAUUCCCGAUGCCGCCGAUGUGAACUCGUUCCAGUAUACCAUCGAGAUCAUCGAUGACACAAACACCUCGAACAUCAACUUCUCUCCCAACUUUGGCAUCACAGGUGCAACUGGCACUGCUACCGGUUCCGCCUCGACCGCAUCCGUGACUGGAAGCACCGCCAGCACAGGUUCCAACACUGCAAGCUCCACCGGCACUGCCACCGAGUCAACCGACUCCUCAGCCGCUACCACCACCGAUUCCACCUCAUCUGGCAGCACCCGAUCUGCCACCACAUCUGGCUCAUCCACCAGCACCCGUGCAAGCUCUUCGACGACUGCCUCCGCUGCUUCUCAAACCACCUCCGCACCUACCGGUAACGCCGCUGUGGCCAUGAAGGUCCAGGGCGGUGUCUUCGCCGUGGCUGUCGGUGUUGUUGUUGCUGUCUUGUAA